Molecule: messenger RNA, 1398 nt
Organism: Entamoeba dispar SAW760
Lineage: Eukaryota; Evosea; Mastigamoebida; Endamoebidae
Exons: 1
Coding region: 1-1398 (465 amino acids)
Biological process (GO): regulatory ncRNA-mediated post-transcriptional gene silencing
Cellular component (GO): P granule; cytosol
Molecular function (GO): helicase activity
Source: RefSeq, a predicted model, not a curated record
AUGCUUCAAACAUUAGUUCAAUUAUCAAUUACACCUAAAUAUUUAUUUUCUAAUCUUAUAGAAUAUUUAAUUUUUCAUAAAUUUACACCAUUAAAGAAACAAAUAAUACCAGAUAUUAAAAUAAUUAAUGAAUAUAAAUUAAAUAAUCAACAAAUUAAAGUUAUUAAAGAAGUUAUUCAAUCUCUUCAAGAAAAUAAACCACCAAUAACUCUUGUUCAUGGAGUUUUUGGUUCAGGAAAAUCACAUCUUCUUUCAGUAUUAUGUAUUUUAUUAGCAUCAUUAAAUUAUAAAGUAUUAAUUUGUGCAUCAACAAAUGUUGCAGUUGAUAGAGUUCUUGAAAGUUUAUUAACAAAAAACUAUAAAUCAUUUUUUCGUGUUGGUUCAUUAAAAAAAAUUAGUAAACAAAUUUUACCUUAUACUAUUUCUGAAAAUGAUGAUGGAUUAAAUGAUCUUAAAGAAUUAAAAAAAGAAAAAUUAUUAUCAAAUAUUGAAAAAAUAAUUAUUGAAAAUGAAAUUAAUGAAAGAAAAACUGGUAAUUUUGAAAAAAGGUCUCGUGAAAUUAAAUUAGCUUCUAUUGUUGGUGUCACUUGUGCUUCUUCUACAAAUCCUCUUCUUAAUCAUUCUUAUGAUAUUAUUCUUUUUGAUGAAGCUACUCAAACUAUUGAACCUAUGUCUCUUAUUCCUAUUCUUAGAUUUAAUCCAAAAUGUAUUGUUUGUGUUGGUGAUCCUAUGCAACUUGAUCCUGUUCUUCAAUCAGUUCAUCUUUCUGCUUCUCUUUUUCAAAGACUUUAUUCUUUAAAUUCUCCAAUUUUAUUAAAUCUUCAAUAUAGGUGUUGUCCUCCUAUUAGUAAUAUUGUAAAUAGACUUUAUUAUAAUGGUCUUUUACAAAAUGCUCCUAAUGUUUAUAAUCAACUUUCUCUUAUUCCUGAUGCUAAUGAAAUCAUAAUUUGUUAUCAUGACACUAAUGAUGAGUUUUCUCUUGCUUCUAGUUAUUAUUCUCUUUUCGAAAUUCGUGUUGUAAAUCAAAUCAUUUCUAUUUUAUCUCAUCUUCUUAUUCCAUCUGAUCGUAUCGGUGUCAUUUCUUUUUAUAAACAACAAUGUGCUUAUCUCGCAUCUUCUAUUUCUCUUCCACAAAUCACUGUAGCUACUAUUGACGCUUUCCAAGGCGCUGAAAAAGAUAUCAUUCUCCUCUCUUUCGUCAGAAAUAAACACUCUUCCUUUUUAGAAUCCCCAAAACGUCUCAACGUCGCUCUUACUCGCGCUCGAAAUAACUUAUUCUUUAUAAUCCACAAAUCAAUCUUAUAUCACCCUUUUAUCCAAAACAUCCUCUUAAACUCUAAAGUCUCUUACAUCGACUGUGACCUUCUUCUUCUCUCUAAAAAAUUCAUCUUUGAUUAA